AUGAAAACAGAUGAAAAUACUACAAUGCCUUUGGCACGGAUAGCCCGCGCAUACUUCCAGCUUGCCACAAAAACGGUGAGUUGGGUCUCCGGGUUCGGCGCUUCGGGUCAGAUGACGUGUCGUUCACGACUCGACCUUUUUCGCGAAACCCGACACCUUCUGACGAAGUACCCGCUGACGUGUCAUCUCAUUUGCAGAGUCGAUAUUUGUUCAGCGACUCGCGACAGAGGAUCGUCGCCUACCUGCUUAUCUUUCUCUGCUUCCUCACGCCCUCCUCAACCUCAUUUGUUCUGUAUCAAGGAAGUAAGUACAGUAGUCCCGCGUCUCGAUUGGUACCUAAUAUUUCGGUUUUCAGCGACUGCAAAGAUCGAGUAUAAAGACGUGAAUAUGCUGAAAGAGAUGAAGUUGGAAGAUAGGAAAGUGAUAUUCGAGUUUUGCAAUUUGGUUGUUAAAUUUCCGCAAUUGGUAAGCAAAACCCUACACCUUUCAGUGCUAAAUCUGUAACUUUUUCCAGUUGGCCAAGAAAAUGACGCACGAGCAAGUGCGGAAGUCGAAGCCGAUUUGCGAGCAACUUCUUCUGGGUAUUUCCAAAGUCAGAGAACAAGAGUCUCGAGCUCAUCGGGCUCAUACUAGAGUAUUAUGAUAAUAGGUAGGCGAGAGUUCUCAGAAAGAGCAAAAUGCUAACUUUGAAUGUUUUCAGAAAGAAAGUCUUCGUUUCUCAUCUCAUCUCAUCUCAAAGUCAUACGAAAAAUCAAGAGGGUGCCUCCAGAAUCAAUCACAAAUCGAAUGCGGAACGACGUCGUCGCCAUAUUUAUUUUGUUUCUCUUUUUUCAUUUUUUUUCUCUUUUUUGUUUUCUCCGUUCCCAGUGCAAACCAGUAUUAUAUGUCUACUUCUCCUUGUGUGUAUUUCGAUUGACCGAAACAUGAACAUUCGCAUUUACCUUCUUCUGCUCUUCCUCACUGCUCUUUCCCUCCUCUCGUUUUCUGUAAAUACGUCGUCACUCUCGGUAUAUAAAUCAAACGAAUCGGUUGCAAAACAUCCAAGGAAAACCGCAACAAAUUUAAUAGCUUGCAGGACAGAUAAACCUCGAAUCAGCGGAAAGGAUUUGGCUGAUUUCUCAUCGUUCUGACAAGGGACGCACCCGAACUGCCGAACAGAGUCUGAGUCUGAACUGGGGGAGAACUGAAAGGGUCUAGGAAGGGUAGAAAUUGUACCAGGGGAGACUUUGGGGUCCAUAUCACAUCUUGAUAUUAUAUGGUGACCGUCGCACAGCGUCAGUUCCAAGUGUAAAUGUUCUUCUCAUCCGUUUCUUUAUUUUUCUCUCUGAGGAAACAACCUCUAAAGAACCUCCGAACAUAUCCUCCGAACGCGAGGCAAUGCCAGAAACUCGAUCAUUUCACCGAAUGCUUUCAAUAAUGCUUCACGUGAACUCGUUCUCUUUUCGCACUCACUAUCUUUCUCACCUUUGAUUAGUUUUCAAAACAAGUAUCGUCUCUUUUUGUGAAGUUUAGCUUUCGUGUGAGACAAACGAUAUGCCACCAGCGAAAGGAGGGUCAGUUCUUCCGAUCUUCCGGCAUCGCCCAACGCCGAUUUCAGAAACAAAACCAAGAACACGAAAAAGGGGAUGAAGAAAAAGAAAGAGAAGAAGGCGGACGACACGAUUGCCGAGGACGAAAUCGAGACAAAGGAAGUAAAGAAAACGAGCAAGGAGGGGACGAGGAGGGAGAAAAGGAAGUCGGGCGAGCAGGAGAAGAAGGCGAACGUCGAGAAGAUCAUUGAUCCGGCUACGCUGAAGAUCAUCAACGCCGCCAAGUUCUUCUGUGAUGAAGUCAUGAAAGUUUGUGAGUUUGCGAAGAAGUUAGUUCACCGCUUCAAUCGCAGUGUUUCAGCCCGUGACUCGACGCUGGCCGCCCAUUACGAAGCCAAUCUGAAGCAGUACACUCCGUCUUUUCCGACCACCGAAUGGGAGAAAAAUGCGGCGAAGAAUCGGUCGGCAGAGCACAAAAUGUUCGACAAUACGCGUUACGUUCUCAAAUAUCCGAGCGAAGCGAAGAAGGAAGAUCUUCCCGACUACAUUAACGCGAGCCGAGCCACUUUCGAGCCGUGGACCGACGUUAAGUUCAUUUUGACUCAGUAUCCGCUUCCGAAUACUGUGCCUGACUUCUGGCGGAUGGUUUAUCACGAGGAAGCCGCCAGAAUCAUCUCGAUCUUCGAGCCGUACGUCGACGAAGCCAUCGAAGAGUUCAACAAGGUGCCCGAUGCCGUGGCCUCAGCCCCAUCGGCAACGGCGCCCACCGAUUCGUCGGCUGAUGGCGCCAAAUCGACGGCCGAGAAGAUUGUGGCCCGUUCAACGCGUUGUGAGAUCGGCCAGCUCAAGUCGUUCUUCCCGCUCUUCGCGGAUCACUACACGACGUUGAGCGGAUGGCUCGUCAACACCCGCAAAGUGGAGAACGACGAUCGCAACAAGAACUGGCUGAGCACUUAUACGGUCGAGGUGGUCCCGGAAGGCUGCAGCAAUGCCGUCUUUCACAAAGUCUACAACUGCUGCACGUGGCCGUGGAAGAAAGAGCCGAGUGACGAGAAGAAGCUGCUCGCGUUGGUCCGUGCUCCGUGGAAGGGGGUGAGUGGAGUGUUCUGCUCCGUGACGAGCUGUACACCUUUCAGGAACCUACCAGUCCAGACCAGCCCAUCGUUGUCAUGUGCGAUCUGGGAAUCGACCGUUCGGCGACCGUCGUCCUCACCGCUGUUUUCAUCGAAGCGGUGUUGGGCGGCAAGAACGUGACGCCCGAUGAAGUGUUCAAAAGACUGAGAGAUCAGAGAGCCGGCGCCUGCACCAACGUCGUCUUCUUCACUUACGCCGUCAGAGCGGCUCUCGUCUACCUCAAAAUCAAAUUCAAGAGUAUGAGCGACAUUCCGGAGGAUAUGAACGUCAAGUUCAAUGCUGCACUCGAGAAGGUUCCGUUCAUUUCGAAAAAAUAGAGAGCUCGUCAUCUUCCUUUGAAUUUCAGUAA
Molecule: messenger RNA, 3012 nt
Organism: Caenorhabditis sp. 36 PRJEB53466
Lineage: Eukaryota; Metazoa; Nematoda; Chromadorea; Rhabditida; Rhabditidae
Source: the annotation of a GenBank genome assembly